GUCCACCUGCGCUGCCCCUGCGGGCCCGUCACUGCCUUUGUGCCCUGGGAUGGCCGCCGCAGUGGCAACCCUGUCCGCUUCCACAGUGUGCCCGCCUUCGCUGUCACUACAGACUUGGCCAUCGACGUCCCUGGUUACGGGAAGGUGGUGGUUGACAUCGGCUAUGGUGGUACUUUCUAUGCCUUCCUCAGCGCUGAGCAGCUGGGCCUUGAUGUGUGCUCUUCAAAAACCAGAGACCUUGUCAAUGCGGCGAGCGCGGUGACAGAAGCAGUGAAGAAACAGUUCAAGCUUCAUCACCCUGAAAGCGAAGACCUGGCUUUUCUCUAUGGCACCAUACUGACCGAUGGGAAAGAUGCCUUUAGUGAGGAGCCCACUACCAACAUCUGUGUGUUUGCAGAUGAACAGGUUGACCGAAGUCCAACAGGAUCGGGUGUGACAGCUCGCAUCGCCUUGCAGUACCAUAAGGGACUCAUCCAGCUGAAUCAGACCAGAACCUUUCGGAGCAGCACCACGGGGUCCUUGUUCACCGGGAAGGCAGUGAAGGAAGCCAAGUUGGGUGACUACAACGCUGUUGUUGUGGAAGUCUCAGGAGAAGCCUUUUACAUUGGUACGGCCACCUUCACCGUUGAAGAGGAGGACCCGCUGAAAUACGGCUUCUUCUUCAAGUGACCCAAGCCACGGUGCAGUGGCAAAGUUUCACUGAUGGUUCUGCACUUCUCCUACCCAUGCAUUUCUGUUCUGCUUCUCCACAUGGCUCAUUGCAAUAUGCCAGAGCAACAGGA
Messenger RNA from Nestor notabilis (Kea), 782 nucleotides. RefSeq names its product L-3-hydroxyproline dehydratase (trans-) (gene L3HYPDH). The transcript is spliced from 5 exons. Lineage: Eukaryota; Metazoa; Chordata; Aves; Psittaciformes; Psittacidae. The annotation marks the transcript as partial. The record is from RefSeq and is a predicted model, not a curated record. Gene Ontology annotation, molecular function: hydro-lyase activity.